This is a messenger RNA of Pieris rapae (cabbage white), 6393 nucleotides long. It is a transcript of the gene Asx, whose product is annotated as putative Polycomb group protein ASXL3. Gene Ontology annotation, molecular function: chromatin binding; DNA binding. Gene Ontology annotation, biological process: positive regulation of transcription by RNA polymerase II; animal organ morphogenesis. Gene Ontology annotation, cellular component: PR-DUB complex. The coding region runs from base 362 to 3514 and encodes 1050 amino acids. Lineage: Eukaryota; Metazoa; Arthropoda; Insecta; Lepidoptera; Pieridae. The record is from RefSeq and is a predicted model, not a curated record. The transcript has 7 exons.
GAAAACAUAAAGAAAUUCGACUCCGUCUCCAUUUUCUGUUGUUGUGACAUUUUGGUAAUUUUCAUUCCCUACCGUGGUAUCCGUGCUUUGAGCUUUUUUAGAGAUUUAUAAGACAGUUGGGAUAGUUUGUACUAAAUAAAAUGGCUAAUGAAAAUAAAGAUUAAUAUUUCAUUGCAAAUUUAACGUGUAAUCUCUAUCUGUGAUGAUCAGCACGACUGGCAACUUAUGAAACCAAUGUGUAGCGAAAUACCCUAGACUUACAAUGGGUUGAAAAAGUAACUGUGUGCGGCGAUUACCUGUUCACUACAUAUAUUCGUAAUAUUGUUUACUUUCCAACAACCCAACACAGCUUUAAAUUGUUAUGAUGGAGUUAGAUGUUUCGCCAGUUGAAAGUAUGGAUUUGGAGUAUUCGGAAAAUUCGUCUGAUAAUAAGUAUUUGACUUGCAAUAAUAAUGAGCAAUAUACUGUUAUUCGUAUUCCACAAGACAGUGAAAAAUCCAGUAAACAUUCCUCUAAAAAGCAGUCGAAACGAAGAAAGAAAAGUUCCAAUCACUCUAGACCUCUACCUAGAAUUAUAGUGAAACCAUUACCCCCACCUCCACCUACUGAAAAUCGAGAAUGGACAGCAGCAUCAUGUGUAGAAUCAAACUCUUCAAAUAAGCCAUCAACUAUGCGAGAAGUAUUAGCAAGUAUACCAGGUUUUUGCCUUAAACCUAGAAAAAGAAGUAGUAAAAAGCUAUCAACAGCAGCUCAGUUACAGCAAACUAGGGAAGGCUGUAUAGAUUUAGAAACUCCAGACUCUAUACUUGUAAAUACCAACAUUAGAGCAUUAUUAAAUAAACACACAUUUUCUCUGCUACCCCCUCUGUAUCAAACUAAACUUGGACAAUUGCUUCCUAGUGUAGAUAGAAUAAGUUCUUCAGGUCGUUUAAGUUCAUCUAGUCUUAAUAAUGAAUUUUUUGCUCGUGCCUGCUUGGAAUGGCAAGAAAGUUUGUCUGGAGGAGAGUUUACUCCAGAAAAUCAACAAAAAAUGAAGACUGAAGCAGAAAGAGAAAAAACUAAAAUUGAUCCAUGGAAAAUAAAACAUUUUGAACCAUUUUGGGGUGAAAAGUCAAGGAAAGAAAAAUCUACAGUUAAUAUGAAUUCAGAGAGACCAUCUUUGAAAACCACAAUAAAACUAAGACCUACUGCUUCAAUCACUAGUAGUAGUACAGUACCUAAAGUAAAAAAAAGUAAAUCUUCUAGCAAUAGUAAGAGAAUGCGUUCUGUUGGAGCUGUUACACGGUCAUCUGCUAAGGCAGAGGAAAAUGAAGAUGAAUGCAAUAUGCCUCUUAAUAAUAAGCCUGUAGCUCCAGUACCUGACUUGCUACCACUUAAAUCUACUAAAAGUCAUACUCAAAGUUAUGAGGAAUGCCAAAUUGAUUUUAAUUUCUCAGAUUCAUCAGUAGCAAGAACUGAAGACACAAUUUCAACAACUCCAGUUGACCCACUCCUUAUACCUGAUAGUGAUAGUGUUUCUGAAAUGAAGCAAGAUUUAGAUAUGACUGUCGUAAAAAUAGAGGAAACAUCUAAGGACUUUGAAGAAGAAAAAUGUUGUGAUUCCAAUGUGUCCAACAGCAUCAAAAGGUUAAGUAGUAAUGAUGAUGAAUAUAAAUUCUCUAAAAGGUUGAAAUUCGAAGAUAAUAUUAAAAUAGCUCAAAAACAGAGUGAUAAUACUUUUCCAAAUGAUUUUCUUAAAGGAGAUAAAAGUUUUAGUAAUGAAUAUGCUAACUUAACAUUUUCAAAUAAAUUAAAGUUCAAUGUUGAAGUCACAGAUUCUCCUUUUCUUCCAAAUACUUUGCCAAGUACUGAGAAUACUGGCUCAGAUAUAGACAUUAAUGAGAAUAGUGAAGUAAUGUGUACUAGUGAUGACAAUGUUUAUCCUGAUCAAGAACCUGGGGACACCAAUAGUGAAGAUAGUAAAGCUACAAUAUCUGCUUAUGACUUUGAUGAACAAAGUGUAUCCUCUAUUUCUAGUAUAAAAAUUGAUGCUCACUUGGACACUAUAGUAAGUGAGCAAAAUGAAGAAAAACUCAAUUUUAAUACAGAUACAGAGCAUGAGGAUAGUGAAAGGAUUGAAAAAGACAAUUUGAAGGAGUCUAGUGAGAAUAAUGAAGAUGUUUGUGUACCUGAAAUUAAUGAAACAAAAUCAACAGGGCAUGGUUAUAAUCCAUCUUUGGAUACAGACACUAACUGUUCCUCAGAAGGAAAACAAAUGGUGGAAAAGGAAUUAUAUAACAUAGAGCUAAUAAAAGAUAUUGAGAAUAAGAGCCCUAAAGAAGAACACCUAGAAAUAUCUCAUGUAAAUAUGGAUGGAACAGAAGAAAAAUCUCUCGAAAAAUGCAAAGAUGUACAAGAUGCUCCAAACUAUUAUGAUGAACAUUUUAAGGAUGCAGAGUCAUUCAUAAUGGAGACUGGUGGGCUACCUAUUAUUGCUUCUCAAAAUGAAGAUGCCAAGUACAGUCAGUCUAAUUUUAUGGAACUGACUUCUUAUAUGAAUGAAUCAAAUGUAACAGCAGUAGUAACGAUGCCAAUUACACAAACAACAUCUUUACCAAUGAUGGAAGUUACAAACACAUCUAUGGUAUCAUAUCCGGAUGACUUACAAGACCCAGCAAAACCCAAGAGUUCUGCUAUACUAUGGAAGUCGGAAAACGAGUGGGUGAAUAAUGAAAAUAUUAUAACACUACAUAAUUUCUCUACUAUCAACAAUGACAGUGCUAAGUAUGUGAGUGAAGAUUCUAAGACUAGCAUUGAAGAUGUUCAUAUAAAUGAUGAGAAUUGUAUGUACAAAGAGGAAAGAGACGCAAAUUUUAACAUGGAAUCGUCAAACUCAUCAGAAAGCUGCCAGUCAAUGAAGGAGGUGGCCUUAAAGGAUAAUGAAUCGGCUCCUAGUGCAGUGUCGAGUACAACAGUGGCUAAUCAAUCCGUCAAUUCAACUACUGUCACUCAUUCGGUGAGAUCUGGCAAGAAAACGAAGUUAGGAAAAGAAUCUAACAGAAGCCGUAGUUCUAAUAAAGUUCCACCGGGUGCUGUGAAUCUAGAACGGAGUUACCAAAUCUGCCAAGCCGUGAUUCAGAAUAGCCCAAACCGUGAUGCUCUAAGGAGUCAGCUCAGGCCUCCACCGGCGCUCCUUACAAGGCCUAAUCGACAGCCUAGGCCUCCGCCCCCGGUUCUUGUGAGACAGGUCUCUAAUGCUGUCAUACAGCAUAAUGAGAUAAAUGAGAAUCGACCUAACAAUAUGGGCCAGUACAUUCUAGUUCAAAGGACACCAAAUGUUGCACCCCGAGCCUCAAGCGCUCCUCCCACUAAUCAAAAUAGCAAUAUAAAUGUAACUCGAUGUAGAAGCGUAGGCGCAGAAGAUUCGUGUGUAUGCAACCUACGGGCUAUGAUCCUAUGUAAGAAGUGUGGUGCCUUCUGUCAUGACGACUGUAUUGGAUCGGCAGAACUCUGCCUCACAUGUCUCAUACGUUGACCGCAAUAUAAGGGUUAUUCAUACCUUGGUUUCCAUAGCAACGUUGUCAAAAUUUGUUUUGGUGAUAUAGCUGUUAAAAAAGAUCCUUCGUUGAAACUUUUCGAUAGUUUCGUAAAGUAUUCGUAUAAAUAAACUAUACGAAACGUGAGUAACACGAUUUCCAAAUGUUUUAGUUUGCUAUAUAAAAAUUGAAAAGAAAAUUUGUGUGAAAUGUGUUAGUUCCAAAUGCGCCUAGAAACGCUCCUGAAGUUUUCAAAUUUUUUUAUUUAAUUAUAAAUUUGUGCCCAGCGAUCGUUUACUAUUUAUUACCUAUAUUCAUAAAAAAUAUAAAAUCAUCAUAUUCAAAAUAUGUUAGACAUUAUUCUAAAUGAUUAACAGAUUGUAUGUAACCAUUUUUUUCAUUUAAGUUAUGGCAGGGCACUUAUGAAAAAUUAUAUGAUUCGGAACACUAUUCGUAAUUGCGACGUAUCGUAGAUUUUGACUUAUGAACAAAUACGUUUUAUAUAUCAACAAUUCGUUACAAUUACGACUAGAAUUCUGCAUAUUGAAUCGGCUCGAGUUUUAUUAAUUUCGUAUUUGGAUUUGUUAAAAAAACGUGGACUAUCGUUAGCCUUGUUUGUUACCAUGGUAACGAUGUAACCCUUAAAAACCGUGACUAUAAUCUUUUUAGUCCAAGUUUUAUAAUCGAACGCUUGAUUUCAAAAUUUCUGUAUUUAUGAGCUAUUUUCCAAAAAUCUUUAUUUAACAUGUACUUGGAUAUUAAAAAAAAUUGCUUUUUGAUGCUCUCUAAAUUUUGUGUUGACGAGUGCGUAUUUCUAUUGUUAUAGAUAUCUGCUUAAUUAUUAUCUGUCUGUGAAAGAGAACCGGCGAGACAGUUAUGCGAACUAAUAAAAUUUUUAAUUACGCGUCAUUUUAUUUAUACACAAAAAGUAUUAGCGUAUGUAUUAUUAAGAUGAUUACGGUUAAACGACGUAAGUUUUUCCAACAUAGAAAAUAAACACUGCUGGUACCUCAACGAAGACGGUUCUCUUUCCAUAUAGACUACUCGCCCUAAAGAGAGCCUUAUGCCAUACACUAAUACAUAGUUAUGAUUAAGUAACAUUGGUCUGUAUUGCAAAGCCAAAUGAAAAAGUGGUUGUAUGAAUGGUGGUGCUAUGAAUGACCGAAAAAACAAUCCUUUUCGAGUAUAAAAGAAUUUGCAAAACAUUCAAUCCAAUUAAUGGAUUAACGAAAAAAACAUAGACACGUGAUUUCUGUCUGUGAGACAGAUUAAUUAUAUUUAUCGUUUAGUAUAGAUGUGCCGUGAUUUGAAUGCAAUAGAGAUUUUGGGCUAUAGAAUGUUGAGUGCAACUUGAAUAUAUAUAUAUAUAUUUAUACAUUUGGUAUACCUUACUAACUUGUGGAUAUACCACAAUACAAUAUUAAUAAACUGAAUGUUUAUACAAUGUGCACAACUGUUUUUGUAGUAAUAAUACUUUAUAGAAUAUCAGAAGGGAUAUAUUUAGAUAGUAUAGUUCUGAUAUUGAAUUAUGCACCUAAUAUUAGGUACAUUUAGAUCACAGUUUAAGUCUUUUGCCAUUAUUUAGUUAAGAAUCAUUAUUUCUAGCUUUGUUUCGUUAAGUCAGGUUGGGGGCGGAGACGUAGCGUACGCGAUUAGUGCACGUUAUUACAGAUAUAACCAUUGUGGGGGCGGAUUUAAAUUAAUUGGUUUUGUGUAUGACAUUAUUUUAAUUUUGAAAGGGUUUUGUUUGUGCAGUUUAAACUGCAUGUUGAAUACAAACAAAAUCAAAAUAACACAAAAAAAUCCGUCAUAAAAAACCUAGUUAACACAUAGAGUACGCCAUACCCCCGUACCUUAAUAUAUGAUUACAUUGAUUCACUUAUCCUUGAAAUUAUACUGAAAAUGCAGCAAAAAGAUACUGUGUCGCUCUAUUACUAGCUGUGUGAAAAGAAUAUAAUUUCAAUUCAAAUUGUAUCUGCGCUAAUAACUAUGCCUAAAUUUAGUGAUAUAAUAGAUUUGUUUAGGAUUUUUCUAUUUCGAAUAAUAUAAGUAUGUACAGAUAUUUAUUGUCUUGAGAAGGCUGAUGAGUGUAACAUCGGAUUUAAGUAUAAGUGUAGAGUUGAUCGGUUUGUUUACUAAAAAUGUAAUUAAUUUUUGCUGAGACCAGGUUCCAUAUUUUGUAUAUUUGUACUUUUAUCCUUUUUAAACACUAGAGAAAUUUGCUCACUACAUAUAAAAUAGCAUAAUUAAAUAUAAAUACAAAGGUCUAUUUUGACAUGGAUGUAGCCUGGUUUUAUAUUAUAAAAUACCCCAUUGCACGUCGAAUUUAUUUCUGUUUUGUAGUUUCAUUAUCAGAUAGCGCCAACUUCAUGACUGUGUGCAGCACAAUGAAACAAAAAAACUUUAGCAGGCAGCCAAAAUCGAGUCAGUCAUAAAGAUUGGUGUUUCUGAAGUAAUAAUUUAAUGCACAAUUAUUUAAGGUGUAAAUUAAAUACUUUUUAAUACAUUGAGUAUUUCAAUAAAUAUGAUUUACUUAUAUGAAAGGUCUAAGCAUUUACUAUUUUAAACAUUUUGGUUAAAAACAAUUGGGCAGACAUCUGCUAUAUCUCAGGCCUCUUACAAUUCAUAUUAUAAUUUUUAUUGUACUCUUAAUUUUCAAGUUUUCUGUUUACUUUUAUAUUGCUUAGGUCUUUGUGAGUACUAAUGUUUCGGAAAGACUGAAUCUGAAAAAAAUAACCUACAUUUGGUGCAACCAUUCAACGUUUUCAUUCAUAAUUCAAUGUACAAAAAUCACAAGUGUUAUUUAUUGGUAAUUAAUUUUAAGCUAAGCUCUUUCUUAUUAAAAAUUAUGUUCUUUACAAUAAUUGAGUUUUAUUAA